AUGGCACAGAACCCACUUUUAAGUCAAUUAACUUCAUACAGCCUGUUCUAUAGGGCCUUUGAUGAUGAUAGUAAAGACGACUGUAGUAGCAAUGGUAAGAGUGCUCAGGAGUUAGGGGUUACAUUAAAGAGCAAACUAGGGCAGUAUUCAAGAGAACCCAAUGAAACGAAGAAAAUUAUGAAUGCCUAUUGUACCGCAUGUGAAAGGAAGCGGUUGGGAAGCUGGGGUGAUGCACCCUGUUAUUUGUUUUAUUAUUGGUUGGGACAUAAUUACUGGAACCCAGGAAAUAGAGAAAAAUUGUCAGACCUUAUGAAUAAAAUUUACAAUGCGCUAGGGGCACAUUUCAAGGGAAAGAAGUGCGAAGUUAAAUACGAGGAGGUUGAUAGGAAACUUCUCAAUAAUAGGAAAACAAUAUUCGAAUAUUAUAACGAUUAUAAUAAGAUAGAAGGGGAUUUACUUAAUAGUAACCCAGAUUGUAGUAAUGACCAAUGGUCGGGUUACCGGGAGGACGUUAUAGAAGCAUGUAAGGAUGUACAAAAUGAUUGCAAAGUAAGGAACAAGAAAUCAGAUGACCAAUAUUGUAACGACUUCAAGGAUAAAUAUGACGCAUAUUGUGAUAUAGCGAACCUAUUACAAUGGACAUGUACUAAAAUAUCUACGUUGGAAAAAGGAACAAUAAAAGAGAAGGAUACAGAAAUUGACCGCCUGAGGGAACAAUUACAGGGCCAACGGGAACGCGUAUCAAAACUGGAGCAGGAAGCAGCUGCAGCACAAACAGCAGCAUCCUUAGCAAAAGACGAAGCUGUUCGUUCUGCUACCACCACCUCUUCCAUCUCAUCUAUCAUUGGCACCUUAGCAACCAUAGGUGCCCCUUUCUUAUUAUACAAAUAUAAACCAUGGUCUUCUUGGUUUAGUAAGCACACUUCUGGAAAUGGAGCAAGGAGCAACAGAAGAAGGAGAAGAUCUGCCACGGGCAAUAUUGAUGCAUUCACAGAAAGUACCUCAACAUAUGAUUCGACGGACACGUCCACAAUAGAUGGAACAUAUUUUGCUUCUUUUGGUAAGAGAAGAAAACGUUACAGAAGAGCUUAUCAAGUACGUGGUCCUCCAGCUUUGGAAGAACAACUCCUUGAUCCUGUGGACGACCAGGAUGAUGCUGCACAUGCAUAUACCUUAGUAAAGCAGCGAAAACCAAGAUCAACACCAAAGAGAAGGAUGAAAAAACGGGUUCCUGGUCGUCGUGGUGGUGUAUGUCGCCGCAUGAUUAUUGAUAUUCAUUUAGACGUCUUAAAGGAAUGUCAAAAAGGGGACCUACAUUCGACGAAGGAAGACUUUUUUGAAAUAUUGGUUCAAGAAUUUAUGGGAAGUGAAUUUAUGAACGAAGAAAAUGUUCCUAUGGAAGAAGUUCCUGAGAAACAGGUUCCAAGUUCAGAUUUCGGAUUUAGGGAAGAGGACUUUGUUCUUAAGGAAAAAUGUUCCUAA
Messenger RNA from Plasmodium coatneyi, 1482 nucleotides. RefSeq names its product KIR protein. The transcript is spliced from 4 exons. Bases 1 to 1482 code for a protein of 493 amino acids. Lineage: Eukaryota; Apicomplexa; Aconoidasida; Haemosporida; Plasmodiidae. The record is from RefSeq and is a predicted model, not a curated record.